Messenger RNA from Apis mellifera (honey bee), 1489 nucleotides. RefSeq names its product geranylgeranyl transferase type-1 subunit beta (gene betaggt-I). Bases 203 to 1210 code for a protein of 335 amino acids. NCBI's taxonomy places the organism in Eukaryota, Metazoa, Arthropoda, Insecta, Hymenoptera, Apidae. Gene Ontology annotation, cellular component: CAAX-protein geranylgeranyltransferase complex. Gene Ontology annotation, molecular function: CAAX-protein geranylgeranyltransferase activity. The transcript is spliced from 3 exons. The record is from RefSeq and is a predicted model, not a curated record. Gene Ontology annotation, biological process: protein geranylgeranylation.
AUUAUUUUUGACGCCCCCUAGUAGUAACUACACCUAUCGUUUAGAAUUGAAGCGCUCUCUAGUAGGUUUUAUUAUAAUUCUAAUGGAAUUCUUUUUCACUCGCACAACAAAUUUACUCAAAAAUAACUCAAUAUUCUCCUUUAAUAUAUCGGCAUAUAUUUGAAGUAUUAUUUUCUUUAAUCAUAUAAAAACAAAAUACAACAUGCCAUCGCAGUUAGCAACGAAAAAGCAUGCUAAAUAUUUCCAGAGGUUAUUACGAAUAAUGCCCAAUUGUUCAGCAGAAUUUGACUGUUCUAGACUUGCAGUAGCAUUUUUUGCUAUAUCAGGAUUAGAUAUAUUAAAUUGCUUGAAUGAUCUUAGCGAAGAAACAAAAUUAGAAGCAAUUAACUGGAUCUAUAGGCUUCAAAUAACUGGAGCUGGACCACGUUCAGGUUUUCAACCUUCUACAACAAUACCAAAGGAUGCUCCAAAAUAUCAAUGUGGUCAUUUAGCAAUGACAUAUAUUGGAUUAGUUACCCUUUUAAUUCUUGGUGAUGAUUUAAGUCGUGUUGAUAAAAAAUCCAUUAUUGAAGGAAUGCGAGCUUGUCAAAAUCCAGAUGGAUCAUUUACAGCUAUUAUAACAGGAUGUGAAAGUGAUAUGAGAUUUCUUUAUUGUGCUUGUUGUAUAUCUAUAAUUUUAAAUGAUUGGUCAGGCAUUGAUAAAACAAAAGCAAUUGACUAUAUUUUAAAAAGCAUUUCAUAUGAUGGAGCAAUGGGCCAAGGACCUGGUCUUGAAUCACAUGGAGGAUCUACAUAUUGUGCUGUAGCUAGUCUAUUCCUCAUGAAUGAACUUCAUAAUGUAUUGACAAAUGAUCAAUUAAAUAGACUAAAAAGAUGGUGUCUUAUGAGACAAGAUAGUGGCUUUCAUGGACGACCUGGAAAGCCUUCUGAUACUUGCUAUAGUUUUUGGGUGGGUGCAACUCUACAAAUGCUUGAUAUUAAUAAAUUAUCAGAUCCUGAUAAGAAUAAAGCAUUCCUUCUUGAAACUCAAGACAGUAUUGUUGGAGGAUUUGGAAAGUUUGCUGAUUGUUUGCCAGACCCUCUUCAUACAUACUUAGGUUUAUGUGGUUUAAGUCUUUUAGGAGAAACUGAUUUAUGUAUAAUGAAUGCUGCUCUUAAUAUCUCUGAUCGAGCAUACAAACAUUUAUUAAAAAUUCAAGAGGUAUGGUAAUAUAUUUAACAAUUUAUAAAAUAUUUGCAGCAACCAAAUCUCAUAUCAAACGCACAGAGUUAAAGCAGGAAGGAAAAAUAACAUUUUUGCAUUUUAUCAUGAAUUCUAUUUGUAAAGUUCUCACAGAUUCUCUGUGCCUAGAACCAUUAUUCUAAAAAUGUCAAUUAAUAAAAAUAUUAUGAUUUUGAAAUAUGUUAUUAACUAUUCUGUUUUAAUGAAGACACUUGUUAGAUAUAUAUCUAAAAUAUGUCAUAUUAAAAAUAAAAAAAAAAAUUAGUA